Molecule: messenger RNA, 840 nt
Organism: Mesorhabditis spiculigera
Lineage: Eukaryota; Metazoa; Nematoda; Chromadorea; Rhabditida; Rhabditidae
Source: the annotation of a GenBank genome assembly
AUGGCCGCCGCGCUCGACGUCGACGAUCUAAUCUGCCGCGUGCUGAACGUGGGCACGCCGGGCUGCGCGCUGACGCAGAACGUCAAGGAGAUCGAGCUCGUCCAGCUGUGCAUUUUGGCAAGAGAAGUCCUCCUUGCCCAGGGCUCACUCGUCGAAAUCGAGCCGAACGUCAAGAUCUGCGGCGACGUUCACGGGCAGUACUCGGACGUGCUGCGCAUCUUCGACAAGGGCGGCUUCCCGCCGACCGCCAACUACCUAUUCCUUGGCGAUUAUGUCGAUCGGGGGCAUCAGAGCCUGGAGACGAUCAUCCUCUUCUUUUGCUAUAAGGUGCGCUUCCCGGGCAACUUUUUCAUCCUGCGCGGCAACCACGAAUGCGCGAGCAUCAACCGCGUCUACGGCUUCUACGAGGAGUGCACCCGACGGUACCCCGCCCAUGGACUCCGGCUUUGGCAGGCUUUCCAGAUUCGGCAGAUCCAGCGCCCUGUCGAACCGGCCAACCCGUCACUGCUCUGCGAUCUGCUGUGGGCCGACCCCGACCCGUUCGCCAAGGGUUUCAAGGCGAGCCAACGAGGCGUGUCCUUCGUGUUCGGGCCGGAUGUGAUGGGGGAGAUGCUGCAGGCGCUCGACAUUGACCUCGUCGCCCGGGCCCACCAGGUCGUCCAGGACGGCUACGAGUUUUUCGCCAACCGCAAGCUGGUGACCCUGUUUGCGUCGCCGCAUUACUGCGGCCAGUUCGACAACGCGGCGGCGAUCAUGAACGUCGACGAGAAGCUCGUCUGCUCUUUUCAAGUGCUGACCCCGUCGUACAAAGUGGUGAAGGAUCGGCAACGGAAGUGCACA